Molecule: messenger RNA, 1372 nt
Organism: Alligator sinensis (Chinese alligator)
Lineage: Eukaryota; Metazoa; Chordata; Crocodylia; Alligatoridae
Product: cytochrome P450 2K4-like
Exons: 7
Coding region: 197-1372 (391 amino acids)
Biological process (GO): xenobiotic metabolic process
Cellular component (GO): intracellular membrane-bounded organelle; cytoplasm
Molecular function (GO): iron ion binding; heme binding; oxidoreductase activity, acting on paired donors, with incorporation or reduction of molecular oxygen, reduced flavin or flavoprotein as one donor, and incorporation of one atom of oxygen
Source: RefSeq, a predicted model, not a curated record
CGAAGACACACAUGCUGCAAUCGCCCCUCUCCAGGGGGAGGAGAUUAAUUAUUUCCUAAUCACAUGAGAGUUAAAAUCCUCCAUUGUACAUGAUGUUUUUGCAAUAGUCUGUGUUCUCCAGCAUUACGCCGUGGUCUAGCUUGUUCUGCUCACCCUCUCAUUUUAACGCUUCCAACCACCUGCUUGCUGAAGAGAAAUGGAUUGGGCUGAUCCCAUUCCGAUAUUUCUGGUGUUUGCCCUGACUCUCAUGUUUAUUAUAAAAAUUACAAGGUUCUGGAGUACCCGCAUCAGAAAGGAUUUUCCCCCAGGACCAAGGCCUUUACCCAUCAUUGGAAACCUGCACAUCAUCGAUCUGAAGAGACCCUACCGGACUCUCAUUGAGCUGUCAAAAUCGUAUGGGCCAGUCUUCAGCAUUCAGAUGGGAUUCACAAAGAUGGUGGUGCUCUCAGGCUACGAGACAGUGAAGGAAGCUCUGGUGAAUCAGGCAGAUGCAUUCGCAGCGAGGCCUAAAAUUCCAGUAUUUGAAGACUUAUUGAAAGGAAAUGGAAUUAUUUUUGCAUGUGGUGAAAACUGGAAAGUGAUGCGAAGAUUUACUCUCUCAACCUUGCGAGACUUUGGAAUGGGCAAGGCAGCCAUUGAGGACCGGAUAGUUGAAGAGUGUGGAUAUCUGAUAGAGAAUAUUGAAUCUCAGAAAGGCAAACCCUUUGAUCCCACAAUAAUAAUGAAUGCAGCAGUCGCUAAUAUAAUUGUAUCCAUAUUACUUGGAAAGCGGUUUGCCUAUGAAGAUCCCCAGUUCAUUAGACUCCUAAAUUUGAUUAAUGAAAAUGUAAGGGUUGGUGGAUAUCCCUCAGUUGCAGUCUAUAAUAUGUUCCCAGCCCUUGGAUUUCUCCUGAAGGGUCACAAAACUCUUCUUCGAAAUAGAGACGAAAUGCGUGCUUUUGUACAAAUUACUUUCAUAGAACACCUCAAAAACCUAGACAAAAACGACCAAAGAAGUUUGAUUGAUGCUUUCCUCAUAAAACAGCAGGAGGAGAAAAAUGACAAUGAUGGUUAUUUCCACAAUGAGAAUUUGAAAAGCCUUGUAAGCAAUUUGUUUGCUGCUGGCAUGGAGACCACUUCCACUACACUACGCUGGGGCUUUCUCCUAAUGAUGAAGUACCCCAAAAUUCAGAAAAAAGUCCAAGAUGAGAUAGCAAGAGUUCUAGGAUCAAAUCCACCGCGAACUGAACAUCGAACUAAGAUGUCCUACACGGAUGCUGUUGUCCAUGAAAUCCAGAGGUUUGCCAAUAUCCUGCCAUUGAAUCUACCUCAUGAAACUACUGUAGACGUCACUCUCAAAGGCUACUUCAUUCCAAAGGUAAGAUGCUUGUAG